Anneissia japonica is the source of this 9487-nucleotide messenger RNA. Its product is annotated as fibrillin-2-like. The record is from RefSeq and is a predicted model, not a curated record. Gene Ontology annotation, molecular function: calcium ion binding. NCBI's taxonomy places the organism in Eukaryota, Metazoa, Echinodermata, Crinoidea, Comatulida, Comatulidae.
GUGAUCCUCGUGAACCAACAGAGCUCCCCUUGACGAGCUUAAGUUUUUGUAAGUCCUUUAACUUUAGCCUUGCUUGGUUGGAGUGGUGCAACUGCGCUAGCCUUCCGAGACAGUAUAUAAAAUAUUGUUGCUAGCACUGGCUAGAUCUCACCAAGGUUCACUACAGUACGUUUCUUCUAGUUGUGUUGGAUAUUUCAUCCAGCGUCCCGGUUGCGGACAAUUGAUUUUUAGUCUAGUUUAUAUAAGAAAAGAGAAUGAAAGAUAGGCUACUACUCGUUGGAGUUGUAGGACUGGUUGCUGUACUAUUUGACAUUACGGCGUCACAGGGGGAGCAACAGCAGAAAUCAGUAAUUUAUGGGCCAAAUGUUUGUGGGCCAAGACAAUACGCAUAUUGCUGUCCAGGAUGGAGACUUCAUCAUUCUGUAAAUCAGUGUAUUAUCCCUAUAUGCAGCCGAUCUUGCAAUGGUGGGUUCUGCGCUAGUCCUAAUGCCUGUAUGUGCCAGAGAGGUGUACUUGGCUCAGGAGCAUGCAUUAAUGGUGGUAGCACGAAUGUAUGCGAACCAGAAUGUUUAAAUGGAGGUCGUUGUGUAAGCAACAAUCAAUGCUCCUGCACCUAUGGUUUCACUGGAAACAGAUGUGAGACUGAUUACAGAACAGGUCCAUGUUAUAGAACCUACAUAGGACCAGGCCAGUGUUCAGAUUUGCUAAGCAAUCUUCGUUGCACCAAAGCACUUUGUUGUGCGACCAUUGGCACUGGCUGGGGUGUUCCAUGUCAGCAAUGUCCUACAGAUCUUGUAUGCGAUAUUGGAUUUAUAAUGGAUAGAGAGAGCCAGCAGUGUGUUGAUGUAAAUGAAUGCCAAGUAAUUCCUAAUCUAUGUCUUGAUGGAAAGUGCACUAAUACCAUUGGAUCAUAUACAUGCCAGUGUGUGGUUGGCUUCAAGUACAAUAUGUUGACCAAUCGAUGUGAAGAUAUUAAUGAAUGUAGAGAACAAACAGGUUUAUGCCAAAAUGGAGAAUGUAUAAAUACUCAAGGAACAUUCCGUUGCAUAUGUAGAAAUGGCUAUAUUCUUAACCCUAAUGGAGACCAGUGCAUAGCGGCUCGACUAGAUUAUUGUUACGAAAGAUCAGACGGAGAAAGACACUGUUCCAAUCCAUUAUUGAUUCGUUAUUCAAUCUACGAUUGUUGCUGUUUCCAAAAUGGACAAGGCUGGGGACAGCAAAAUGACUGUACAAGUUGUCCACUUAUAGGAACUCUUGCCUAUCAAAGUCUUUGUGUCGCUGAAGUAUCAAGAGGUGGCCCAGGAGGUGAUGGUACUCCCGGAACUCCGGGACGCCCAGGAGAACCAGGAACCCCAGGAACUCCAGGAGGCCCAGGAGGCCCAGGAGGCCCAGCGUCCUCUGCUACACGUCCUCCGAUUGAGAUUAUGCAGAUCUGUGCUCGUUUCAAUGGGAUCUGUCAGAAUGGACGGUGCAUUGAUUUGCCUAAUGGCUCGUAUCAGUGUAUUUGUGAUGCAGGUUAUGAACUCAGCGGUAACAUGUGCGUAGAUAUUAAUGAAUGUUUAGAGACUCGUUACUGUAGUAAUGGAGUUUGUCACAAUUCACCUGGUGACUAUUAUUGCACCUGUGACAGUGGUUACGAACCUUUACUAAACAACAGGAAAGCCUGUAGAGAUCGUGAUGAGUGUAAAGAAAACCCAGAUAUAUGUUUGAAUGGAAAGUGUCUCAAUAUGCCAGGCAGCUAUACCUGCCAGUGCGCAGAAGGCUAUAUAUUGUCGAAUGACAGACGCUUCUGUAUUGAUGUUGAUGAAUGCGAGAAGACUGGUAUGUGCCGGAAUGGCCACUGUGUAAAUAUGGCAGGAAGCUAUAAGUGUAUCUGCGACAAAGGAUUCCGCAAUACCCAUGGCGUUUGCCAGGAUAUUGAUGAAUGUGCUGAACAAGUUUCUCUGUGUCAGGGAGGUCGCUGUAUAAAUUCACCUGGAAGUUACAGAUGUCUAUGCACCAAUGGGUUCACGGAGCAACCAGAUGGAACAUGUCACGAAACUCGCAGGGACUACUGUUACCACCACACAGCUGAACGUCAGUGUGCAGUUCGUUCACAAGUGCAGAUCACAAGAUCGCAUUGUUGUUGUAGCGUAAUUGUCGUUGAAAGAGGUGGUGGCUGGGGCAUGAGCUGUGAGACAUGUCCGCUUCAAAAUACACCUGAGUUCAAUGAACUUUGUAUCCAUGGCCGUGGCAGGGAUAAUACAGGAAGAAAUGUGAAUGAGUGUAUGCUAUUUGGCAAUAUGUGUCUUCAUGGUGUCUGCGAAGAUGGGCAAGGAAUGUAUCAAUGUAGAUGUAAUGAUGGAUAUCAAAUAGACACUUUUGGCAGGAUAUGUCAAGAUAUUGAUGAGUGUGCAGAGAAUCGCCUGCUUUGUGAGCGCGGCAUUUGCCGUAACACUCCUGGUAGCUAUGUCUGCGAAUGUCCCGCUGGUUACAAGUUUGACAGUGCUAGUGUUAUUUGUAUCGAUAUCAAUGAAUGCGAAGAAAACAACCCAUGUGUCAACGCCAUUUGCGUGAACACUGCUGGUAGCUCGCGAUGCGAAUGCCGUCUACCAGGACUUGAACUUGAUGAAGCUGGUAUAGCAUGCUUGGAUCGUCGUCUUGGUACUUGCUGGACCCAGAUCAGAGAUGGACGUUGCGAGGAAAAUAUAAUGGGAGUAAUGCGUCGUGAUGAAUGUUGCUCUAGCUUCGGUCGUGCAUGGGGCAGUCCGUGUGAACCUUGUCCAGCAGAACAGGUCCAACAAUGUCAACGUGGGUUCAUAUAUGAGAAUGGCAAAUGUAUUGAUAUUAAUGAGUGUGAGCUUGAUAUGAUGGCCUGUACAAAUGGAGAAUGUGAGAACAGUAUAGGAUCGUUCAGAUGUAUAUGUUCUGAAGGACUAUCACUUGAUACCGGUGGAAGAAACUGUAUAGAUCUUAGGAGCUAUGAAUGUUACUUGGACUAUGUAGAAGGACAGUGUUUGCAACACAUCGAUGGUCUUUACCGUAAUUCUGUUUGUUGUUGCUCUAUUGGGGCUGCCUGGGGCAGCCUAUCGGCAUGUACCCCAUGUCCCGUUCCAGGAACAGCUGACUAUGAUCUCCUAUGUCCGAAGGGCAGUGGUUUUGGCGAUACCAGAAUACGGUCAGACCUCAUGGAUGGAUCUGUUGUUAUUGUUGAUAUCAAUGAAUGUAGUGUGUUUGAAGGAAUGUGCGCUGAUGGAAUUUGUGAGAACUCCAUCGGCUCAUUUUACUGUGAAUGUGACCAAGGCUAUGCAUUAGAUGAAUAUGACUACUCCUGCUUCGACAUCAACGAGUGUACACUGAUGGGCAAUGUGUGCGGCAAUGGAACCUGCAUUAACCGUCCAGGUGCUUUCAUCUGCGAUUGCUUCGAAGGUUUUGAGGGUGUGAUGAUGGAUCAAAUGUGCGUGGAUAUUGAUGAAUGUGUGGUGAACUAUGACAUGUGUUCUGGAGGUACAUGUAACAACUUGAUGGGAAGCUUUGAAUGUAUCUGUCCUCAGGGGCAGCAGUUAACAUCAGACGGACAGGCUUGCAAAGAUAUUGAUGAAUGCACAACAACGCAUGGUAUCUGUACCAAUGGACGAUGUCAUAAUAUUCUUGGAAGCUACCGCUGCCUGUGUAAUCCUGGAUUCAAACCUACAGCCAACUUCAAGGCCUGUCAGGAUAUGUAUGAAUGUGACAUGAACAAUGGUGGAUGUGAUCAUACAUGUAAGAACAUGAUGGGAAGCUUUGUGUGUGAGUGCAAGCCAGGAUAUAUCCUCUUGCCUGACGGAGUAACUUGCAUAGAUGUGGAUGAAUGCAUAGAAGAUAUGGACAUCUGCGGAGGUGGCACUUGUACAAAUAUUCAAGGCUCCUACAGCUGUAUCUGCUUCACUGGGUUCCGAGCAUCCGGUGAUCAUAAGAACUGCCUGGACAUUAAUGAGUGCGAUCUUAAUCCAACUAUUUGCUUGGAUGGCCGUUGUGAGAAUACAAGGGGGUCGUACAUGUGUCAUUGCGAAUUGGGGUAUUCAGUGAAACCUGGGCGUGUGGGAUGCAUAGAUAUGAAUGAGUGUGAAAUGGGAGUACACAACUGUGCCAUGAACUCAGAAUGCAUUAACACCAAGGGCACAUUCAUGUGUAGUUGUAAACCAGGCUUUGAAGGCAAUGGUAUCAGCUGUGUUGAUAUUGAUGAAUGUGACCGACAGAUAGAUGAAUGUCACCUGAAUGCAUUGUGUGUCAACAUGCCUGGUACUUACCAAUGCCGAUGUCAGGCAGGAUUCACAGGAGACGGGCGUUCAUGUCAAGAUAUCGAUGAGUGUAGCCGUAACCUGAAUCUUUGUAGCAACGGUCAGUGUUUGAACACUCCAGGUGCUUAUGAAUGUGAUUGUGAAACUGGGUUCUUUGUAUCAGUUGCAAGGGAUCGAUGUGAAGAUAUUAAUGAAUGUACAGAUUUUCCUGAAAUCUGUACAUAUGGCCAGUGUGUCAAUGUGCCAGGUAUGUUCAGAUGUGAGUGCUUCGAUGGCUUUGAGAAGGAUCAAACAGGUGGCAAUUGUACAGAUAUUGAUGAGUGUCGAGAUCUUAACCUCUGCCAGAGUGGGAUUUGCAUUAACACAUGGGGAAGCUUCCAGUGCGAUUGCCCACCAUUCUUCAGUCUAACUUUGUCAAACACUGCAUGCGUUGAUCUACGUAUUGGUAAAUGUUAUGCCAUGUAUAGUGAAGAUGGACGUGGGGACACUGCUGACUCGCAGUGCUAUGGCCUACUAGACGUCAGCGCUGCCCGGGCAUCUUGCUGCUGCUCCAUCGGCAAAGCCUGGGGAGAUCCGUGUGAACCUUGCCCAAAGGUCAACACAACUGACUAUAAUCUACUUUGUCCUGGUGGCCCAGGAUUCCGUCCAAGCAAGUUUACGGAUGUUGUUGGUGACAUUGAUGAAUGUGUCGAGCUAGGAGACAUUUGCGAGGGGGGUAAAUGCGUUAAUACUUUUGGAAGUUAUCGAUGUGAUUGCCCUAGUGGUCUCCGCUAUGACGAGCAAAUGAAAAUAUGCAGAGACAUCAACGAGUGUGUAGAGUACCCAAAUGCUUGCUCGCCAGGCUUCUGUAGAAACAACAUUGGCAAUUACACAUGUAGCUGCCCAUUUGAAUAUGAGUUGCAGUUCAAUGAUAAGGGCAACGCCUACUGUUUAGAUGUCCGUGAACGCUUUUGCUUCAGGACAAAGAACUCCACCAAUCAUUGCACUAACCCACUGGAUUCAGUGCUCACCAAGAUGACUUGUUGCUGUACCAGUGUUGGAGCUGUUGGAUGGGGCCUGGACUGUGAAUCCUGCCCUUCUUAUGGCUCUGAACCUUAUGCCCAACUCUGUGGUACUGAGCCUAUGGAUCCAAUGCAAAUGUGCAAGAUGAUUGGAGAUAUCUGUGAGAAUGGCAACUGUAUUCCCGUCAAUAAUAUGAUGGGAUUCAGGUGCGAUUGUUUCAUCGGCUACAGGUAUGAUGACAUGGCCCUCAAAUGUAGAGACAUCGAUGAAUGUCUGGAAAACACACACCGUUGCCGUGGCAAUGCUGAAUGUGUGAACACUCCUGGAGAAUAUGAAUGUGCGUGUCCGGUUGGCUUCGAGCUAGCUGACGAGAGGAGCUGUAUUGACAAGGAUGAGUGUGCUAUCAACCCGAAUGAAUGCCUUAACGGUGCGUGCUCCAACACGGUAGGCUCUUUUGAAUGUCUGUGUCAUCAAGGCUUCUCACCAACAUCGGAUGGAAAGGAUUGCGUUGAUACUGAUGAAUGUUCACUGGGGGCUUGUGGAAUUAAUGGAACAUGUAUCAAUGAAUUUGGCUCGUUUAUUUGCAAUUGUUUUGUUGGUUUCAGACAAAGUCACAAUAAAGACUGCAUUGAUGUAAAUGAGUGUUUGGAACUGGGAGUUGUGUGCAACAAUGGUUUCUGUACAAAUACUCCUGGCAGUUUUGUGUGCCAAUGCCAAAUAGGUUUCAGAGUUAGUCCUGACCAACGAAACUGUGAAGACCGUAAUGAAUGUGUUGAGCAGCCUGGCAUCUGUGUCAAUGGACGAUGCGAGAACAUUUUUGGAUCCUUCCGCUGCAUAUGUGACCCUGGAUAUAUACUUGCAAGUAAUGGCUUUGAAUGUGUUGACAUCGAUGAUUGUGCAGAAAAUGGAAAUAUUUGUGGGUUCAACAGUACCUGCGUGAAUCAAGCGGGUGGAUUCCAAUGUUAUUGUGGUCCAGGCUUCCAACCAGGAUACAAUGGCAUCUGUGAAGACAUCAAUGAGUGUCAUCGAAACCGUAACUAUUGUGCUUUCCGUUGUAAGAAUCUACCGGGAUCAUUCGAAUGUAUGUGUCCUAGAGGAUAUACUCUGAAGCCCGAUGGUAAAAGUUGUGAAGACUUAGAUGAAUGCAUAACUUCUGCAAAUAACUGCAGAUUUGAUUGUAAGAACCUGAUUGGUACAUUCCGUUGCGUGUGUCCACCUGGUCUGCGAGCCGUCACUCGAAGAGGGGACGUCUGUGUCGAUAUUGAUGAGUGUAGAACUCAACGGAAUCUGUGUUUUAAUGGUCGCUGCAUGAACACUGAAGGAAGUUAUAGAUGUGAUUGUAACAAUGGCUAUGUUACCAGCCAAAGUGGAAUAGAAUGUCUUGAUAAUCGUGUUGGCACCUGCUAUGUGUCUUUACCAAGGGGUGUAUGUGAGACACCAUUGAAUCUGUUAACUCCAGUGACACUGGAUACUUGCUGUUGUGCUGGAGGCAAAGCAUGGGGACAAGCCUGUGAACACUGCCCAAUGUUUGGAUCAACUCCUUACAUGAAAAUGUGUACUUGCGGCGUUGGUUACAAUAGGGAUUGCCAAGACGUUAAUGAAUGCCAAGUACUGCCCAACAUCUGUGAGAAUGGCCGUUGUCUGAAUACUCAGGGAUCAUUCCAGUGUCAGUGUAACAUUGGUUACAUUCUACAUCCAGAUGGCACACAUUGCGUGGAUGAAGAUGAGUGCAAGCGCCCUCAAUCGCCUUGCCCGUUCCAGUGUACAAACACAAUUGGUAGCUAUAGCUGUGACUGUCACAUUGGUUUCCAGUUGUCGUCUGAUGGCGCCACUUGUGUUGAUAUUGAUGAAUGUGCUUAUGGUCAACAUACUUGCCAAUAUCAAUGUAUCAACACACAAGGCAGUUACAUGUGCUCUUGUCCUGAGGGCUACAGCCAAACUGGAAUCACUUGCACUGACAUAGAUGAGUGUACAACAAAUCCCCAAGCCUGUGGACCAAAUGGAGUGUGUCAUAACAUGCAAGGAAGCUUCCGUUGUGACUGUAAACGAGGCUUCCGACUUGAUGAUACCGGUACUCAGUGUCUUGAUUUGGAUGAGUGCUCAAUACAGGGCAGAUGCCAAUAUGAUUGUGAGAACUCUGUUGGGGGCUACCAUUGCACUUGCCCAAGAGGCUACAUCCCAUAUGCUUAUGGCAGUAACUGUAGAGAUGAAAAUGAGUGUUUGACACCUGGAACCUGUGGAACUGCACAAUGUUACAAUACAGAGGGAAGUUUCACCUGUAAUUGUAAUACAGGCUUUGAGUAUGACCAAUUCCAGGGUGGAUGCCAAGAUGUUAAUGAAUGCGAUAGGUUAUCUCCUUGUUCUUAUGGAUGCGAUAACAUUCAAGGAAGUUUCAGCUGUGGUUGCCCACCUGGCUACAUCACAGUUGCCCAAGGAGCUUGUGUGUCAACGUUUGGUCUCGAAAGCAAACCUUGUUAUUCCUGCCAAUACUCAACCGGCCGAAGGAGGAGAGCGGUGGAUGAUGACGAAGCUCCUGAUGAGGGCUCUGAAGUUGAUCAUGGUGUCUAUGAUGUGGACAAGAACACCGGUAUUUUACAGAUCAAUCUGACAUUAGCUAAGGCUCAUCCAAAAGUACGUAUUAUGAAACUGGUCACAGCGUAUUCAAAGAAGAUUGGUCUUAUGCACUACAAGUUAACGAACGGUCAGGAUAAUUUUACCAUACAGAAGAAAGAUGGCGGAGUCGCGAUCUUGCGUGUCAAGAACGAGAUCAAAGAGCCCUCAGUAUUCCAUCUACAAGUUAAAGGCAGCGUAGCCCCUAAGGACGAAAAGGUAAUGGAAGUUGACCUACUAGCAGAGAAGAUGCAUCAAAUAAUGAUUCUUGACAUCGAUCUAAAUGUCAUUGAAGAUACAGUUUAAAAACGUUACAACUGAAAAUAAUUGCCUUCCAUUCAACUAAAAUUUGAUUUUUUAAAGUUGAUCAACUGAGAGCUUCAAAACAGCGAUUGGGAAAAAAUUCACACUGGUGCAAGUGUAAUCAACCAUCCAUAGUUGUGAAUUUAGUAUAACCGUCCUGAAUAUUUUCUUAAAAAUAUUUUUUAUAUACUUUUGCCAUUUUAUUAAAGAAAGAACAGAAUAUAUAUAUUUGUCUACUGAUGAUAUUACAAUGUAUAGUGGAAUUCGUAUUUUUUGCCAUACAAAAUACCAUGUUGAGGGUUUUCAUGUGGAGUAGUUAUUCUUGAAAGAUACCUAAAAUGUAGGCAAGACCUCAGAUAUAUUGACGAUAUUAAGGUGCCACAGUGCUAACAAUGUGGUAUGUAAACCCAAGUGAAGUACACUACUACAUUCUUUCUAGAUUGUUGUUUUAUCUUUUACUCAUUAAGACAUUAUUGAUUAUAAUACAAGACAAUGGAUUGAAAUUCUUUUUACUGACAUUAUUUACUGUUAUUUUUAUUUGUAAAUUUUUAUAUAUUAAACUUAGGCUUAUUUUAGCAACUUUUUAAUGCACUAUAUAUAGCAGAGAAUCAUAGGCUUGUAAUAGGUUAAACAUAUGGGAUCUAGUAUUACUGAUUAGUUUAUUUUUUUUCUGUUGUACUAAGUAAUUGUAAUCGGCACAGCUGAAAAUUCAUCUAUUAAAUUGUGUGUGAAUUCAAUUUCUAUUAUUAUAAUACAUUUUCAUCUUAAAUUCCAUGCAAGCGUUAUAUAUUGCUAAAUGAAUACUUACCUGGAUAACCAAUGUUCCCGUGUCUGAACACACUACCAAAAUGCAUAAUCUAUCCAGAUAAGUAUUUCAUUCAUACAAUACCAACAUCACUAUUUUUUUUUUUUUUUUGUAAUAUACACCCUUAAGUCUUCUAGAUUAAAAAGUGACUAUUUCAUUUCAACUCUUAUUGUAAUAUAAUGUUUAGAAUGUAAAGGUAUACACUGAUAUAUAGGAAAACCCAGUUUGAAUCCGCUGCUCAUUUUUUGUACAAAUUUCAGUGUUUUAUAAGAAACAAUAUUUUUAUCCCUAGAAUUUUCUAAAGCUUGUUAUGAAAUUGUGUCAUAAGCAUUAGUAAACAGAUGAACCAUUUUAUGCAAAUAGUAUGUAUCAUAGAUAUUUUAGUGAACUGAAUUAUAAUAAGAAUGGAAAUUGUGGCGGUUCCAUUGAUGUCAUCCGACCAACUGAAACGUUCCGAAUGUUUUCAAGAAAAAAAAAAUAAACAUUGAUCAAUUUGAAAAUUUAAAAA